Austrofundulus limnaeus is the source of this 658-nucleotide messenger RNA. Its product is annotated as putative Golgi pH regulator C. The record is from RefSeq and is a predicted model, not a curated record. Gene Ontology annotation, molecular function: voltage-gated monoatomic anion channel activity. Gene Ontology annotation, cellular component: Golgi cisterna membrane. Lineage: Eukaryota; Metazoa; Chordata; Actinopteri; Cyprinodontiformes; Rivulidae. Gene Ontology annotation, biological process: intracellular pH reduction.
UUCUUCUAUGCAAUCUCAAGUAGCAAGUCUUCCAACGUCAUUGUGCUAGUUCUGGCUCAGAUCAUGGGGAUGUAUUUUGUUUCGUCUGUCCUUCUGAUGCGCAUGAGCAUGCCUCUGGAGUAUCGCUCCAUUGUGACGGAGGUUCUCGGCGAACUGCAGUUCAACUUCUACCACCGCUGGUUUGACGUCAUCUUCUUGGUCAGCGCCCUGUCCAGCAUCCUCUUCCUUUACCUGGCCCACAAGCAGGCACCAGAGAAACACAUGGCCCUCUGAUCCCCUGCAGCUCGCCUCCUCGCUCACAGAACAAACUCCAGAAGCAAGAGCUGAUUUCUUUUUGUUUUAAUCUGUGAAUUUUGAGGUAUCCUGAUGCAGGAAUGGCAGAUGUUUGGUUGCAACAUUUGGAGAGCUGUUGGAGCGCAAGAAACAAACAAACAAACAAACAAAAAACUGCCCAGCUGGACUCUUGCAGUGUUUUACAGGACAACAAUGAAAUAAAGAAUGCUAACGUUGUUUUGCUGACGAUACCAACACUUCACUCUCUAUGCUCCUAAAUGUUAUUUUUAUUUUUCUAAAAAUAGUUUUGUCUAAAUACACUGGCACAGACUUUGUUGUACAUUCCUGUUUUACUUCAAUUGACAUAAAAAUACAAAGAAACAUA